Molecule: messenger RNA, 1566 nt
Organism: Enterobius vermicularis (human pinworm)
Lineage: Eukaryota; Metazoa; Nematoda; Chromadorea; Rhabditida; Oxyuridae
Source: the annotation of a GenBank genome assembly
AUGGAGUCUAGUCUGUUUCUGCAUCUACUGCCAUUCUUCUUCGUCGUUCAUUUUGCAACCGUUUAUGGUACAACAGCUACUUAUGAAGAUAUCGAUGAAUGCACAAAUAACAGUAAACGACAUACUUCGUUGUCUAAAAAUUAUAUUCGACCCUGUUACUUCACUAACUGGGCACAGUAUCGUCAAGGCAGAGGUAAAUACGUUCCAGAAGAUUAUGUACCUGGUCUUUGUACGCAUAUACUUGUUGCAUUUGGAUGGAUGAACGAAAAUUUCACUGUUCGCGCCUACGAUCCAGCUGAUUUACCAAACAGUUGGGCUGGUGAAGGAAUAUAUGCUAGAAUAAAUAAGUUGAAAUUGAUCGACAGAAAUUUGAAGACAUUACUUUCUUUUGGUGGAUGGACUUUUGGUAUACGUUUGUUUCAGCAAAUGGCUGAAACUUCGUACGGAAGAGCGGUUUUUAUUCAUUCAGCAAUAUCGUUCGUUCGGCUUCAUAAUUUUGAUGGAAUUGACAUUGACUGGGAAUAUCCACAAACCAAAGACGAUCGGAUCAAUUAUUCGUUGUUGAUAAAAGAAUUACGGCAAGCCGUAGAAAGUGAAGCACUAAAAACCCGUCAAGAACCGCUUCUGAUCACUGCAGCAGUAUCAGCUGGGGAAAAUACAAUGAAGAAUGCUUACGAUAUUCCAGAAAUUUCAAAAUACUUUGAUUUUGUUUUGCUGAUGUCGUACGAUUUUCACGGGGGCUGGGAGCCUGAAACCGGAUUUAACAGUCCUCUAUAUGGCCGACAGGAUGAAGUUGAUUGGCAAAAGAACUUGAAUGUGGAUUUUGCUGCUCGGUAUUGGGUGAGCCACGGCAUGCCUGCUCAAAAACUGAUUAUUGGGAUACCAGCUUAUGGCAGAGGUUGGACUCUGAAAGACCCAAUAAUCAGCGGUCUGGGAGCGCCAGGUACAGCGUCUAGAGCCACAAAGUAUGUCGGAGAAGCUGGCGUAGUGGCGUAUUACGAAAUAUGCGAAAUGCUAGCGAAUGGAGCAGAGCGAUACUGGAGCGAUGAGCAGCAAGGUCCAUAUUUGGUUCAAGGUGAUCAGUGGUUUAGCUACGAUGACGAAGAGUCUAUUCUUGUUAAGAUUGAAUGGUUAAAGCGCAAUGGAUAUGGUGGAGCUUUCGUGUGGACCUUAGACUUCGACGACUUUAACGGCCAGUGUCCAAAUGGCAAUGGUGUAGCGUAUCCAUUGAUUAACAUUAUUGCGCGAGAAUUAGGAGGCAUUGAGAUACCAACCGUAAUAAUUAAUACUCUCUUCAAGCCGUCGCGCCUAUUCAAUGGAAUGUCCACCAGGGCUGGAAUUCAGUCAAGAAUUAGUGUACUGUACGGAGGUACAAAUUAUUUAGUUAUUUGUGAUAGUAAAGAAUUCUCAUGCACGGAAGAUGGUUUUUAUCCGGAUAAUGAAGAUUGUACGCGGUUCUACCGAUGCGUUGGAGGCAAGGAUUAUUCGUUUUCCUGCCCAGACGGACUGAACUUUGAUGUCGUAAUGCGUAUGUGUGAUCAUCCAGACAAAGCCACUUGUUCCUAA